ACUGGUCAAAAUAAUGGAUUUUACAGAGGCUUACUCAGACACAUGCUCUACGGUUGGACUUGCUGCCAGGGAAGGCAAUGUUAAAGUCUUAAGGAAACUGCUCAAAAAGGGCCGAAGUGUCGAUGUUGCUGAUAACAGGGGAUGGAUGCCAAUUCAUGAAGCAGCUUAUCACAACUCUGUAGAAUGUUUGCAGAUGUUAAUUCAUGCAGAUUCAUCUGAAAACUACAUUAAGACAAAGACUUUUGAAGGUUUCUGUGCAUUACAUCUUGCUGCGAGUCAAGGACACUGGAAAAUUGUACAGAUUCUUUUAGAAACUGGGGCAGAUCCUAAUGCAACUACUUUAGAAGAAACCACACCAUUGUUUUUAGCUGUUGAAAAUGGACAGAUAGAUGUGCUAAGGCUGUUGCUUCGACACGGAGCAAAUGUUAAUGGAUCCCAUUCUAUGUGUGGAUGGAACUCCUUGCACCAGGCUUCUUUUCAGGAAAAUGCUGAGAUCAUAAAAUUGCUUCUUAAAAAAGGAGCAAACAAGGAAUGCCAGGAUGACUUUGGAAUCACACCUUUAUUUGUGGCUGCCCAGUAUGGCAAGCUAGAAAGCUUGAGCAUACUUAUUUCAUGGGGUGCAAAUGUCAAUUGUCAAGCCCUGGACAAAGCUACUCCCUUGUUCAUUGCUGCUCAAGAGGGUCACACAAAAUGCGUGGAGCUUUUGCUGUCCAGUGGGGCAGAUCCUGAUCUUUACUGUAAUGAGGACAAUUGGCAGUUACCUAUUCAUGCAGCUGCGCAAAUGGGUCAUACAAAGUAA
Messenger RNA from Carlito syrichta (Philippine tarsier), 799 nucleotides. It is a transcript of the gene ASB3, whose product is annotated as ankyrin repeat and SOCS box containing 3. The record is from RefSeq and is a predicted model, not a curated record. The coding region runs from base 14 to 799 and encodes 261 amino acids. The transcript has 5 exons. Gene Ontology annotation, molecular function: protein binding. NCBI's taxonomy places the organism in Eukaryota, Metazoa, Chordata, Mammalia, Primates, Tarsiidae.